AUGGGUGGAGUUGAUAUGGUAGAUCAGCAGCUUCAUAGUGUGAGUGUGGUCAGGAAAACGUACAAAUGGUACAAAAAGAUUGCACUGAGGUUGUUUAUGCAGUGUGUUCUGAGUGCCCACAAACUUCACCGCAAAUUCACCCCAUCUACCAAAGUUUUUCUAGCUGACUUCAAAGACCUCCUUACAACACUUUUGUGUUCCAGCCCUAAACUGAACAAAGAUGUAGCAGGAAGAGAAACUGUACACAGGCUAACAGGGAAGCACUUCCCGAAAAAAAGAGAGGAAAAAGCUGGAAACUCUAAGAACAAGAAAGACAAAAUGUGUUGUGUGUGUUGGGCACGUGGACUUCGCACCAAAGCUGGUAGAGAAAUAAAGACAGUGUGGAUUUUCCCUGAUUGCCCAAGUGAGCCAGGUCUCCAUGCGGACAAAGACUGUUUCAGAACCUAUCACACAAAAUUAGAUUACUCGAAAGGCCAUGACGGAGAGGAUAAUCAGGAUACAUCUGAUGAAGAUGAGUAA
This is a messenger RNA of Anneissia japonica, 519 nucleotides long. RefSeq lists its product as uncharacterized. NCBI's taxonomy places the organism in Eukaryota, Metazoa, Echinodermata, Crinoidea, Comatulida, Comatulidae. The coding region runs from base 1 to 519 and encodes 172 amino acids. The record is from RefSeq and is a predicted model, not a curated record. The transcript has a single exon.